Molecule: messenger RNA, 519 nt
Organism: Volvox carteri f. nagariensis
Lineage: Eukaryota; Viridiplantae; Chlorophyta; Chlorophyceae; Chlamydomonadales; Volvocaceae
Exons: 2
Source: RefSeq, a predicted model, not a curated record
AUGGGAUAUGCGAUAUGCGAUAUGCAAUAUGCAAUAUGCAAUAUGCGAUAUGCAAUAUGCGAUAUGCGAUAUGCGAUAUGCGAUAUGCAAUAUGCAAUAUGCGAUAUGCAAUAUGCAAUAUGCGAUAUGCAAUAUGCAAUAUGCGAUAUGCAAUAUGCAAUAUGCGAUCAUACACAGUCUGCAAGCAUGUGCCAUAUGCGAUCUGCAAGCAUAUGCGAUCUGCAAGCAUAUGCCAUAUGCGAUCUGCAAGCAUAUGCCAUAUGCGAUCUGCAAGCAUAUGCGAUCUGCAAGCAUCUGCCAAAUGCAAGCAUUUGCGAUCUGCAAGCAUAUGCGAUCUGCAAGCAUAUGCGAUAUGCAAGCAUAUGCGAUAUGCAAGCAUAUGCGAUAUGCAAGCAUAUGCGAUAUGCGAUCUGCAAGCAUAUGCGUUAUACGGUCUGCAAGCAUAGGCGAUCUGCAAUCUGCAAGCAUAUGCGAUAUGCUAUGCUAUGCUAUGCUAUGCUAUGCUGCGCUAUGCUAUGC